Messenger RNA from Schistocerca gregaria, 2556 nucleotides. Its product is annotated as cyclin-dependent kinase 1-like. The coding region runs from base 162 to 1064 and encodes 300 amino acids. NCBI's taxonomy places the organism in Eukaryota, Metazoa, Arthropoda, Insecta, Orthoptera, Acrididae. Gene Ontology annotation, molecular function: RNA polymerase II CTD heptapeptide repeat kinase activity; cyclin-dependent protein serine/threonine kinase activity; ATP binding. Gene Ontology annotation, biological process: mitotic G2 DNA damage checkpoint signaling; protein phosphorylation; G2/M transition of mitotic cell cycle. Gene Ontology annotation, cellular component: nucleus. The transcript has 7 exons. The record is from RefSeq and is a predicted model, not a curated record.
UUUUGUUUUCUUUAUAUCCAUGUCAAGAACCGUCAGUUACCGCAAGGAGAAACUUUGGCCGGUGCAGUGUUGUGAUUGGCUGUUGAACAUUUUGAGUUUGAAUUUGUCACCGGUGGCGGGUGUUGGGAAGUGUGGGUGGUGACUUAAGGAUUAUUAUUGUGAUGGACGUUUACCAUAAAUUGGAAAAGCUUGGCGAAGGCACAUAUGGUGUUGUAUACAAAGGGAAACAUAAGACAACUGGACAGUUAGUUGCAAUGAAGAAAGUGCGCCUUGAAAAUGAAGACGAAGGUGUUCCAUCAACAACCAUCAGAGAAAUAUCCCUUCUUCGAGAAUUGGUACAUCCAAAUAUUGUGAAGCUGGAGGAUGUAAUAAUGGAUGAAUCAAGAGUCUACUUAAUUUUUGAGUACAUGUCAAUGGACCUGAAGAAAUAUCUGGAUAGUUUAGGUCAAGGCAAUUAUUUGAAGCCAGACAUGAUGAAGGCUUUCUUAUAUCAGAUGAUUUUGGCAAUAUUAUUCUGUCAUAAACGCCGUGUGUUGCAUAGAGACUUGAAGCCACAAAAUAUAUUGGUAGAUGGAAAUGGCAUUUUGAAAAUUGCAGACUUCGGUUUGGGCAGGGCAAUUGGCAUACCUCUGAGAGUAUUUACUCACGAAAUAGUAACAUUGUGGUACAGAGCUCCUGAGGUGUUGCUUGGGGCAAACAAGUAUUCUUGCCCAAUAGACAUGUGGUCUAUUGGUUGCAUAUUUGCUGAAAUGGCGUCAAAAAAACCUUUGUUUCAAGGCGACUCUGAAAUUGACCAACUGUUUAGAAUAUUCAGGGUGUUAAAAACGCCAACAGAAGAAAUAUGGCCAGGUGUUACACAGUUACCAGACUAUAAACCAACUUUUCCGAACUGGGUACAAUAUAACCUGAAUAGCCAUGUGAAGAAUAUUGACGACGAUGGAUUGGAUUUGCUUAAGAAGUUACUGGUCUACAGUCCGCCUGAUAGACUGUCUGCAAAGCAGGCCAUAAGGCAUACAUAUUUUGAUAAAAUGGAUAUGUCCAAAGUACCAACGACUACUGCGUGAGAAUUUAUAUUUAUUCAAGGAGUCCAGGAAAUUGUAUAGAGAAGAAUGUCAAAUCAUUUUACUUUGUGAAUAUUUCUUAACCAUUCUGUACUUAGCUGUGUACUAUAGCAACCACAUAAAAGCAUGUCAGGAGUGAACUGUUCUUCAAAUUCAAAACAUAUUUUAUUCUUUUUAUCCCAUAUAUACAAUUUAUACUUGGGUUUUUAUUUAUAGAAUCUUAGCAUUUGUUUUAAAAUGUCAGUAGUGUAAUAUUCAAUACUAGUUUCACCUGAAUUAUAAAUAACAGGGAUAUAAAAUAUUUAAGUUUAUAGUUUUUGGAAAAAUAUUUAAAAUGUGCUGCAAAAGAUGAAAGUGGAGUGUUGUCAGUAAUGUACAGUAAUAGUGUAUCUAAUAAUAGGUCUUAAAACGUGUUGACUGUGCAUGGUUUUUUUUUUUUUUUUUUUUUUUUUUUUUUUUUUUUUUUUUUUUUUUCCCCCCCCCCAUUUGUGAAGUCUGUAUAGAAAGUUAACUACUUGACUAAGAGAACAGAAAGAUGCAAAAGAACGGUGUCUUUAUAGAGAUAGCUACCUGUGUGCAGCAAGUCUCUACUGUAGAUCAGUAUGAAGCAACUAGGGUUGUCACUGAUGUGUGGUUUCUGCCAGUGAAUAUUGUGACACCUGAUAGAACGAGCUGGUUCAAUGCUAGGUGAACUAAAGUCUUGCAUGUUGUCCUUCCUGUGAUUCUGUGCAAGAAUGGAUAAUCGGAUGGUUAGGUUAAAUGGCCACGGAAGUAAGGUGUCAUGUUCCCCGUGGGUAAGCCCGAUACCUGCCAUGUGCAAGAAAGUACCUGCCCGGUAGAUCAGGUACAUGCGAUAGCUGCCAGAGGACACGUAAAAGCUUUGGCUUCUAACUGUCGUGUUUUCGGGCAUCUGGAAAACAUGAUGUACCCGCCAGUAAUAGUUGAAGGUGAGCCGUCCUUGAGGAUCCGUGAGGAGACUGCUGUUGUAGCGAUCAAUUUCUGCUUCUCGGCUGCUGGGCUCUGCGCUCUGCAAAUGAGCAUAGUUGUCAAGUGUCUCCUCCUGUAUUUUGUAUGUCGAACUAUCCACCGACGAUCUGCAAUCAAAUACAGAAUAUAUAUUCAUAGUGCAUUACACGGUUAAAAUAUAUUUUUUGAUUAAACAAUAUUUAAAACAAUAAUUUGUAAAAAAACUGUGAAGGAAAUUCUAUUUUGUAGCCUUUUGUGGAAGAAAACUAUGCAUAAAUAUUGACUUUUUGGUCUUUAUUGUUUGAAAAGUCUUGUGCUUUGUCAUUUCCAAUUAAGUUAAAUUAUUUUAGUUAAAUGUAACUGUCAUUCAGAUGAAAAAUUGUGUAAUAGAAUUUUCCAUUUGUUGAAUAAAUGUGUGACUUAUUCACUGUUUGUACAAUGUACUGUUAAAGUGAUGCCUAUUGCUGUUUAUUGUUACAGAGCCACUUUCAUAAACAUAAAUAUUCAUAAUAUAUGUUGUUUUAUGCUA